Messenger RNA from Dalotia coriaria, 1863 nucleotides. RefSeq names its product annexin B9-like. The record is from RefSeq and is a predicted model, not a curated record. Gene Ontology annotation, molecular function: calcium-dependent phospholipid binding; calcium ion binding. Gene Ontology annotation, cellular component: cytoplasm. The transcript has 6 exons. Lineage: Eukaryota; Metazoa; Arthropoda; Insecta; Coleoptera; Staphylinidae. Bases 247 to 1629 code for a protein of 460 amino acids.
CUAGUGCACGUGACGUGCCGGUUGAACGUAUCGCGGUUAGACGUUUUAAUAAUUUCACAACGCGACGCGACUCAGUCCAUCGCUAACACGUCACACACAAUCGUUUGACGACAGUGCGUUUCCAAAAAAAUAACAACGCCGCGUAUGAAUCAUUCGCUCCUCUAGAAGUGCUCUUAAUCAAGUCUCAGUUGCAGUUCGUGUGAUAGCAGUGUUUGAACGAGGUCGUUUUGUUUGAAUCGUAACGCAAUGUCUUACCCACCGUAUCAACAGGCGCCAGACGGCUCCCAGCCGCCGUAUCCGCAACAUGGAGCCGGCAUGCCGUACCCCGGCUACCCUCCCGCACAGUACCCGCCGCAAGGCGUCUUCCCGCCAAGCCUCGGCAUGCCAAUGAAUACACCGAUGUACAUGCCACAACCGUACGGCGGUAUGGCGCCAGCUCCCUACCCGCCCUAUGGCGGCGCUCCUGGCUAUCCGCCAGCCGGUGGGCCUGGUUAUCCCGGGGGACCACCACCCGCUGGUCCCGGUUAUCCCGGGGGACCGCCACCUGCUGGUCCCGGAUAUCCCGGCGCGCCUCCACCAACCGGAGCACCCGGUUAUCUACCUCCGCACGUGGGCGACGGUGGUUAUCAGCCGCCCGUCGGCAACGUCCAUAACCCGCCAAGUGUUAGUCAUGAAAUUAAGUAUACUCCAACCUUGCGCCCUGCUAAUCCAUUCGACCCGCGGGCGGAUGCGGAAGUUUUAAGGAAAGCAAUGAAAGGUUUUGGCACCGACGAGAAGGCCAUUAUUAAUGUCCUGGGACGCAGGACGAACUCUCAACGCCUCGAGAUUGCUCUACAAUUUAAAACCUUAUACGGAAAAGAUUUGGUGAAAGAUCUGAAGAGUGAAACGAGCGGAAAAUUCGAAGAUUUGUUGGUUGCACUAAUGACACCGCUUCCAUCAUUCUACGCUAAAGAACUGCACCACGCUAUCAGUGGUAUCGGCACCAAUGAGGAGACCCUUAUCGAAAUCAUGUGCUCGAUGGAUAACAAUGAAAUUCGUUGCAUAACCGCCGCUUAUCAAGCAGCGUAUUAUCGAUCAUUGGAAGAUGAUUUAAGGGGAGAUACAUCCGGUACAUUCAAACGUCUGUUGGUUUCUCUGUGUACUGCUGGACGAGAUGAAAAUCCACACGUGAACCAUGCCCAAGCAACAGCCGAUGCGCAAGAUUUACUAAACGCUGGUGAAUUGCGUUGGGGAACGGAUGAAUCCACGUUUAAUAUGAUUAUGUGCCAGAGAAGUUAUCCGCAUUUGCGUGUUGUCUUUGACGAGUAUCAGCGCAUUUCCGGGCGCAGUAUUGAGGAAUCCGUGAAAAGCGAGUUCUCUGGUAAUAGCGAAGAUGGUCUGCUUGCCAUCAUACGCUGUGUUCGUAACCGACCGGCGUUUUACGCGAAAAUGUUGCAUGAAAGCGUCAAAGGUAUGGGCACCAAUGACAGACAACUUAUUCGUCUUGUAAGCACACGCUGUGAGGUUGAUAUGGAGGAUGUCAAAACUAAUUACCUAGCGAAGUACGGCGAAUCGCUCAAGGAUGCUAUUUCGGGUGAUGCAUCUGGAGACUACAAGAAGUUGUUGUUGUGCCUGAUUGGCGAGUAUUAAAUGACCAGCUUCAGUACUUAUAUUGAAUGAAUGUCUAUUUGCAAAACUUAUUCCUGUCCAAUAGGUCUACGUAAAUUUAUAUGAAAUUAAUUUUAUUAAUUACUAUUGUAUUAAUAACUUGUCGACUGGAAAACGCCUUUUAUGGAUCAAUUUUGAUGAAUGUUCAUAACUAUUUUAUGCACGCAAAUUAUAUAAAUAGAUGUUUCUAAUAAAUUUAUACUACAUAUUUUAAAA